UGCAUCGCGGCGCUGGUCGUACCUACUUGUCAGCUUCUCAGGCUUUAGCUCCAGCAUUAGCCUUCAGUUCGGCUCAUUCACAAAACUAAAAACUCAAACAACAAAAAGAUUGAUUUGUUAUUUGAUUCACUUCAACUUCAGUGUAUCGUUUUCUGUAUUUCGUUUUCGUAUUUGAUUCGUUGUCUGUCGUUCGUUCGUCGCUGUCAUCGCUGCUCAGCUCAACUCGUCGUCGCUGUCGCUGCUGCUGUCGUCUUCGUCACGGUGUAGCCGUCGUACUCGUCUCGUGUAGCCGAGCCGCCAUCUGCCCGCGUGAAAAUAUAUUACAAUAAAAAAAAAUAUAAAGUGAAUUAAUUUUUUAUUUUAAAACCAAUGUGCAGCGCGCUGCUCGAGUUGAGUUUCGUUUUACCCGCGAACCGGAGAAUUACACACGCAAUUUGUUGCUGCCGCCCUUAAAUCAAAAAACCUUUACAAAAAAACCCUUCUUUUCGAGUCAAUUUUAUAAAAUAGAUAGUUUUCGGUUUUAUUUUUCGUUUUUGUUAAAUUAAAUCUUUUUGCUGAAUUCUCUCUUCUUUCGUGUCCAAGAACCAAGGAAAGGAAUUUCACAGUUACGUGCAUCUUCAACUUCAAGUGUUCAUCAUCGAUAAUUUCCAAUUUGUAUUCUUAGAAAAAAAUUAAAUACACAUUUUCAACCCACACGCACGGAAUAAACGAUAUUUCGUGCAAACUUUAGACUUCAAUUGGAUUAAACGCAUUUAGUCAUAUUCUAGUUUCAUUUAUAUUUAUAAGAUAACAAAAAUAAUAUCAAACAAUGGCGGUCAUGUUACACGAAUUGUAUGAUUGGUACAGAGACCUUAUGGACAAUCGCAGUGAUCCCCGAGUAAAAGACUGGCCAAUGCUUUAUUCACCAUUUCCCACACUGGCACUAUGUAUAUUCUAUGUUUAUUUUAGUAAAUCUCUAGCACCAAAGCUCAUGGAGAAUAGAAAACCAUUUAAUCUUAGGAAAGUUUUAGUAUAUUACAAUUUAUUCCAGACGAUAUUUAGUGCGUGGAUAUUUUAUGAAUAUUUACAAAGUGGAUGGUGGGGUGAAUAUAGUUUUAAGUGUCAACCUGUAGACUACUCAACAAGUCCAAUGGCAAUGCGAAUGGCUCGCACCUGUUGGUGGUACUACAUAGCUAAAUUCACAGAAUUCUUUGAUACGCUAUUUUUCAUUUUGCGCAAGAAAACGGAACACGUAUCAACAUUGCAUGUCAUUCAUCAUGGUUGCAUGCCAUUUUCAGUUUGGAUGGGCAUGAAAUUUGCACCAGGUGGUCACAGUACAUUCUUUGCGUUACUUAAUUGUUUUGUACAUAUUGUCAUGUAUUUCUAUUACAUGAUUGCUGCAAUGGGUCCACAAUAUCAAAAAUAUAUUUGGUGGAAAAAAUACUUAACAACUUUCCAAAUGGUUCAAUUUGUUGCUAUAUUCACACAUCAAUUCCAAUUGCUAUUUAGAGAAUGUGAUUAUCCAAAAGGAUUUAUGGUAUGGAUUGGUUUACAUGGAGUUAUGUUCCUAUUUUUGUUUUCGGACUUUUACAAAAAUAAAUAUACAAAUGCUGGACGUAGGGCAAAGGCUGCUCUUAAAAUGAAUGGUCAUACAAAUGGUACAAUUUCAAAUGGCAGUGCGAAACAUGAAAUGAGCAAUGGCAGCAAUAAGGGUGCUUGUAUGCCCGUUUUGGAUGAUGACGAUAACAGCAACUGUAUAAAUAAGACUUCAAUAUCCUCAACUAAUGGUCAUGUUGGCAAUGGAUAUAAAAAUGGCUACACUAAUGGACAUGCCUACAAAAAUGGUGGCGCUGUAUCCUCGAACACUAAUAUCAUAGGCGAUAGCAGUAGCUCUAGUCUGCAUCUUAGACAAGUCAAAUAACUAAAAUAUUUAGCUAGAAAACUAAGUUAACUUACCUGUGUAUUUAAUUAAAAAAAAAAAAAAAAAAAAAACAACAAAAAUAAUUAUAAUAAUUACAAUCAUAAUCAUAGUUCUAAAAAUGGUAUCAACAACAAAAACAAGUGUCUACAAAAAUGUUUACCAUUUCAAUGGUUUGGCCGGGAUUAGGCGAAUCACUUUUGUCACCAUAACUCACCCAAAAUAUCACACACUUAAUUAAUUUGUUUAAUUUCCAAAUUCACCAAAAAAAAAACACCGCAUAAACUUUUGGUUUUUAGAUUAGAUUACAUAAAUUUCAUUUAAUUUCCUUCAACCAUACUUUAAAAAGAAAAAUAACAAAUAUUUUUUGACUAUUCUACAAUAGAAAAUAGAAACAAAUAAAAAUUAAUUAAAUUAAUGCAUUACCAAAAAUUUAUAUAAAAAAAGAACAAGAAACAAACCCACUAAUAAAAUGUGCAGAAAUGUUAAUGUUGUGUUAAGAAGAAAGAAAAACAAUUUUAAAUUUAGUUAUUUUUUUGUUUGUUUGUUUGUUAUAAGUAUGAAAAAUAAAAUAAUUUAAUUAUUAUAUAUAUUUUAUACGGCAAAGCAAAGCUACACAUAAUAUAAACAUAUAUUCUAAAUGCUUGUAAUUAAUUUGUUGCCUUUGGUUGUUGUUUUAUUGUUUUAAUGUUAAGCAAAGGCUUAGAAUGAUGAUUAUUAUUAUUAUGUAUUUAAAAAAAAGAAACACAAAAACAAACUUAAAAUUAAUGAUUUUAAAAAUCUGUCUUUGAAAACAUUUAAAUUAAAAAAUGCAUUUCUUGUUUGAUAUAACUUUAAAAUUAAUUAAUAAACAAAAAGAAAGAAACAAACAAAAAAUUAUAAUGUAUGACCGUGUGUAUGUACAAUCAAUCGAGUUUAAAAACAACAACAAAAAAGAAAAGAAAAUAAUUAGUUCUAUGAUUAAUUAUUAUGGGCGAAAUAUUUUUCAUUUCGCUGGGGCGGGUGAUUUUGUCGUGUUAUUCAGGGAAGAUAACUUUACUUUAUUUUGUUUUGUUUUAAAAAAUACGUACAUUUAACAAAAUACAAAAAUCAAAGCUAUACUAUAUUUGUGAGAAUUAUUAUUAUAUAAACAAAAAAAUAAAUAAAUGGAAUGGAGGGAUAAUGUACACACCUAAGUAUGAUAAUUUUUUUUAAUAGUUAUAUAAUUAUAAUAAUGUAUAGUAAUUUCUUUUUACCUGUAUAAAUAAGUUACUGUGUAUCUUAAAAAAAAAGAAAAACAAAAAAUAAACUAAACUUAAAAUGAAAUAAGAAGUAAAGGAAGCAAAUAUAUUUAUAUAAAUAAA
Messenger RNA from Eupeodes corollae, 3240 nucleotides. RefSeq names its product elongation of very long chain fatty acids protein 7. Gene Ontology annotation, biological process: fatty acid elongation, polyunsaturated fatty acid; very long-chain fatty acid biosynthetic process; fatty acid elongation, saturated fatty acid. Bases 809 to 1900 code for a protein of 363 amino acids. Gene Ontology annotation, molecular function: fatty acid elongase activity. The transcript has 10 exons. Lineage: Eukaryota; Metazoa; Arthropoda; Insecta; Diptera; Syrphidae. Gene Ontology annotation, cellular component: endoplasmic reticulum membrane. The record is from RefSeq and is a predicted model, not a curated record.